AACUAAUCUUACUUCAUAGUAGAGGCUAUAGAUGAACAAGUGACACACACGAGGAACACAGUUUUACAAGCUUACAUUCCAAGAGGCUUAAUUAUGGCUUCCAAUGUAACCCAAAAUCCAAAUGCAUCAUCUCUGGAUUGUGGAAUUAAUAACGAAGCAUGGGACAUAGCCCUUCCCAUUCUCUAUUUCACCAUUUUCCCCCCUGCUCUUCUGCUGAACCUUGUAGUAGCCUGGAUAUGUUUACGCCUCCAGGCCAACUCUACUUUCAUGGUGUAUCUGAAGCACUUGGUGGCCGCCGACCUCCUCAUGACUUUGACCUUCCCCAUCCGAGGUGCCAGCGAGCUCCCAGGAGCCUCCCAGGGGCUGCACAUGUUCGCCUGCCGAUUUUCGAGCGUCUUCUUCUACCUAGCCAUGAACAUGAGUGUGAUUUUGAUGGGACUCAUCAGCCUUGAUCGCUACUUAAAGAUCGUGAGAUCUGGAGGAGGUCUUCUGUGUCAGAACCUGCUUUUCAGUAAUGUCCUAUCAUUCGUUAUCUGGAUUGCGUUGAUCUGCUCUAAUACGUUACCGGUUAUUAUCACAACAAACCAAGACCCUACAGACAAGCCUGGAGAGGUCUGCAUAGCCAUGAAAAAUGAACUAGGACUUAUUUGGCACGAGGUAGUCGUCAUGUUCGGCAAAGUGCUUUUUUGGACAGUGUGCAUUAUAGUUGUGUUUUGUUACACCUGCAUUGCUAAGACGGUUUUGGAGUCAUAUCAGAGGUCUCGCGGCAACAAAGACAAGCGGAAACGUAAAGCAAAGUUUCGGGUUUUUCUUAUUCUUUUCGUAUUUUUUAUCUGUUAUGUACCUUACCACUGUAUCCGAAUACCUUAUACUAUAUUACAGGUUCAAAGCAAUAGCACGUGUUCCAAGCUUAAACUUAGAAUAGGUAAGGACUUUACCCUCUGGCUCUCAGCUCUAAAUGUGUGCCUGGACCCCUUGAUCUACUUUUUUCUCUGCAAGGCUUUCAGGGAGAAGUUUUCUGAGAUAUUUGACCUUAGACGUUUUUUCCCAUCCUUUGGAAAAAACAGUGAUGUAUGUCAGUCCUCAGAUACUUCACUCAAAGCUUAAUGUAAAAACCAUGGCCUUUUUUAAAUUAUUAUUUUAAAGAAUUGCAAUUUAAGGCAUUUUAAUUUCAAGUUAUACAGCCGUAAACUGUGAUUGUGUGCUAGGUUGUGUAAAUAACUGCCAUGGUAUGAGAGCUUAUGACGCAUCAUUACAGAACGCUGAAUGUAAAAUGAUGUUGAAACCACAUCAGGAAGGUAAUGUUAUGCACAGUUUCACAUUAGAGACCAAUAUAUAUCUUUUGAUGCAUCUGUGUUUGAUAUAAACAAGUCAUCAUUUGUGCAGCUUUUUUUGUAAUGAAUGUAAAUGAAUGUUUUUUUUAUAUAUUUUUUUUUUUUAUUGGACGAAGGGUCUAAAGUUCGAAAACCUGUUCAGUAGUAUGUGUGGAAAACCAGUUUAUAGACAAAUAUUGUAACAUUCGUUUUGUAAAUAUAUCAGCACAUAUACAUUAAUAAGCAUGUCGUUAUAUUUAAUUUAGACAAAUGCAUGUACUGCAGUAAGAGCUACUUGUAUUUUUAAUGCAUGAAAUGUAUCCAAUAAAGUUUUCUUACAGUAAAA
Molecule: messenger RNA, 1659 nt
Organism: Ictalurus punctatus (channel catfish)
Lineage: Eukaryota; Metazoa; Chordata; Actinopteri; Siluriformes; Ictaluridae
Product: P2Y purinoceptor 13
Exons: 2
Coding region: 94-1107 (337 amino acids)
Biological process (GO): G protein-coupled receptor signaling pathway; negative regulation of adenylate cyclase activity
Cellular component (GO): membrane
Molecular function (GO): G protein-coupled purinergic nucleotide receptor activity
Source: RefSeq, a predicted model, not a curated record